AUGACUAUCUCGCCAUUGCCUCUGCGGCCUCAUGAGCGCAUUCUCACCAAAGCCAACGGAUCAAUCGACACUCCUCCUCGGGCACCUACGCCUGUCCACAAUUUCGGAACUCUAGCAGUCCAUGCUGGUGCUCACCUAGACCCCUCCACCGGCGCAGUCAUUUCUCCAAUCUCCCUCUCCACCACGUACGCGCAAACUGCAGUUGGAAAGCCAGUUGGUGCAUACGAGUACAGCAGAUCCUCCAACCCGAAUCGAGACAACUUCGAAGAAGCUAUCGCCGCUCUCGAACAUGCUCGAUAUGCCCUCGCCUUUUCUUCCGGUUCUGCUACCACUGCCACCAUCCUCCAGUCUCUGGCCGCAGGCUCACAUGUUGUCUCCGUCUCGGAUGUUUAUGGAGGUACACAUAGAUAUUUUACCAAGGUAGCAGCAGCACAUGGAGUUGAGGUCACCUUUUCACCAUCUCUCGAGGUGGACAUCGCUCAGUUGAUACGGCCAAAAGAGACCAAGCUGAUCUGGAUCGAAAGCCCAAGUAACCCUACCCUCAGACUUGUCGAUAUUCGAAAUGUCGCUUCGGUGGCUCACAAGCAUGGUAUCAUGGUCGUGGUCGAUAACACAUUCUUGAGUCCAUAUGUCCAGAAUCCUCUUGAUCAUGGCGCAGACAUUGUAGUCCACUCAGUGACUAAAUACAUCAAUGGUCACUCCGACGUGGUCAUGGGCGUUGCGGCCUUCAACUCGGAUGAUCUCAAGGAGCGAUUGACCUUUCUCCAAAAUGCUAUUGGAGCUGUCCCAUCAGCUUUUGACUGCUGGCUGGCACACCGAGGCUUAAAGACGUUGCAUCUGCGAGCAAAAGAGGCGUCUCAUAAUGCGACAUCUGUGGCUAUGGCAUUGGAGGCAUCUCCUCAUGUCAUUUCUGUCAACUAUCCAGGCAUCAAAUCACAUCCUCAUCGCCACAUCGCGAUCAAACAGCACCGUGAUGGGAUGGGUGGAGGUAUGCUGUCGUUCCGAAUCAAGGGCGGUCACGCAGCUGCAGAGCGAUUCUGCCAAAACACCUCCAUCUUCGUCCUAGCCGAGAGUUUGGGAGGAGUCGAAAGUCUUGUCGAGGUCCCCAGCAGUAUGACUCAUGCUGGCAUCCCUCAAGCUCAAAGGGAAGCGGCAGGAGUGUUUGAAGACCUGGUGAGGAUCAGCUGUGGUAUCGAGGAUGCAGAGGACCUGAAGAGAGACGUCCUACAGGCAUUGGAGAAGGCGAUUGUGGCACCUAAGAUCACGAAUGGUAUGCCUGGCGGCCGUGUUACGAAUGGCCUGCCCAACGGAGAUUAG
Messenger RNA from Endocarpon pusillum Z07020, 1317 nucleotides. RefSeq names its product Cystathionine gamma-lyase. Gene Ontology annotation, cellular component: cytoplasm. Lineage: Eukaryota; Fungi; Ascomycota; Eurotiomycetes; Verrucariales; Verrucariaceae. The transcript has a single exon. Gene Ontology annotation, biological process: transsulfuration. Gene Ontology annotation, molecular function: cystathionine gamma-lyase activity; pyridoxal phosphate binding. Bases 1 to 1317 code for a protein of 438 amino acids. The record is from RefSeq and is a predicted model, not a curated record.